AUGCGGUUACAUCUCCUUGGGCUGAUCGGAAUUUGUUUGGCGGGGCUUGCUUUAUUGGUCUUCACCGAAAAUAUCAAUCUCGUUGCUACAACGCAUACAAAUAUCAUGGCUGUCCCCCGGGUUCUUGCUCGUCGGGUUUUCCCUUCCUCUUCUUCAUUGUUUGGAUUACGGAGCAACGUUGCUGUUAAUACGCCUUCGCCUUUGGUGACUACUACUGCUUCUGCGAUUAGACCUUUCUCGUCCACUGGAUCAGUGAAGAUGCCUUCUCAAAUGCCUAGCUCUGAUGCGCUCGUGGAAUUGGCCAGGGGUCGCCAUUCCAUCUACAAGCUCGGGAGGAAUAGUCCCGUGCCGGACUCGAAGAUCGAGGAGCUCGUCAAUCAGGCUAUUUUGAAUGUCCCCAGUGCUUUUAAUACUCAGUCGACGAGGUUGAUUGUUCUGCUGCAUAAGGAGCAUGAGCGCCUUUGGGAUAUCACUAUGGACUUGUUCCAGGCCCGCGUUAAGGAGGGAACUCUGCCUGAGGAGACGUGGAAGAAUCAGACGCAGCCGAAGCUGCAGGGUAUGAAGAAUGGGAUGGGAACCAUCCUCUUCUAUGAAGACCCCGAGCACAUCAAGCCUUUCCAAGAGAAGUUCCCUGCCUACAAGGACCAGUUUGAGCCUUGGGCGCAUCAUACCAAUGCCAUGCAUCAGUACUUCUUGUGGAUUGGUCUUGAAUCCCUUGGCUUCGGUGCCAACUUGCAGCAUUAUAACCCGCUUAUUGAUUCCGCUGUGGCCAAGCAGUGGGAUAUUCCUACUGACUGGCGGCUCAUCUCUCAACUGGUGUUCGGUAGUCCCGAAGUAGAGGGUCAGGAGAAGCCGAAGAAGCCCGUUGAGGAGAGGGUGAAGGUUUAUGGCAAGUUGUAA
Messenger RNA from Aspergillus niger, 900 nucleotides. RefSeq lists its product as uncharacterized. NCBI's taxonomy places the organism in Eukaryota, Fungi, Ascomycota, Eurotiomycetes, Eurotiales, Aspergillaceae. Gene Ontology annotation, biological process: cellular response to oxidative stress. Bases 1 to 900 code for a protein of 299 amino acids. The record is from RefSeq and is a predicted model, not a curated record. The transcript is spliced from 3 exons.